This is a messenger RNA of Besnoitia besnoiti, 2373 nucleotides long. RefSeq lists its product as uncharacterized. The record is from RefSeq and is a predicted model, not a curated record. The coding region runs from base 1 to 2373 and encodes 790 amino acids. Lineage: Eukaryota; Apicomplexa; Conoidasida; Eucoccidiorida; Sarcocystidae. Gene Ontology annotation, molecular function: protein binding. The transcript has 8 exons. Gene Ontology annotation, cellular component: RQC complex.
AUGUCUCUGCGGCAAGUCCGCAAGCUGCGCGGCACCCGCCUCGACCCUUUGUCAGAAGGGAAGGACAGUUCUCCAUGGUCUGCCUCGGAGUUCGCUUCCAGCGAUGAAUCGCUGAGCGGCGUGGUCUCCUUCGCGCGCCCUGCAAAGAAGUCCGCGUUUUUGCUCGCCCGAGGAAGCAGCAGCGAAGAUGACAGUCCAGCAGAAGAGUCCGACAGCAGCAGCGUAGCGGGGGAGGAGGAACGGCUGGGAGAGCCAAAAGCUCCAGAAGAAGGCGAAAGAGAAGAAGCAGAUUCAGCCGAGGCGGCUGAGGGUGCGGCACUUGUACAGAGUGGAGAGGAUGUGCGCGAGGCGAGCGUGUCGCGACCCGAGGGACAGCUGACGACGAGCGCCUCAGGGAAGAAGAAGAAGCGGAAGAAAAAGACUCAGGGCUCUUCACCCAGUGCCGCGCCGGCGGCCAGCGGGAAACUCUCAGCGACCGAGCAACGGAGCGUCCACGAAUAUGAAGACGACGCGAUGUUUGCUUCUUCGGGCCGAAAUUACCUCGAAGAAGACGGCGCGCGCCCGCACGAGUCCGUCGCUGGAACCCGCUAUUGCUUGGCUAUGGAGCGGACAAUGUUCGACACCGAGAACGAAUUGCGGCGUAUCUUUGGGAGAGAAGUUACCCGAAACAUCAACAACACCACUAGAUCGGGCAGUCGGCGGCCGGACCCAGUGAGCCGACGGAGGUGUUGGCUCUUGCCCGAUGCAGCGGACGCCGCCGGAACUCAGGAGUAUCUGAGGAUGGUGCGGGAGGACGACGAGGCCUCCGGCACGCCUGAGUUUGCUUUACAGUACACGCCUUACUACGAGCAGCUUCAGCAAACAUUCAACGCCAUCGUUCACUCAUACGACCCGCAGAAUCUCCAAGAGUUUCUGCUUCGACACCCGCGGCAUGUCGACGCCCUGCUGCAAAUGUCCGAGGUCUUCCGCCUGCGCGGUAACAACGAGACUGCGACGGAGCUUUUGAAGAAGGCGCUCGGCGUGAUUCAAAAGGCGUUCCAUCCCGCGUUUUCGCCAUUCACAUGCACCGCCGAAGGGCUGCCGCAGGUGGCUGUGGAUUCGCUAAAUCCUUUCAACAAGAACCUCGUCAAGAGCAUCGGCUUGUAUGCGGAGGCACUGGCCGACCAGGGAUGCUACAGAACUGCGCUUGAAGUCGCCAAGCUUCUUCUCGCCAUGGACCUGCCUAGGGACGCCUUCCAUAUCAUGCUCCACCUCGACUACCUCGCACUUCGCUCCCGGCAGUGGCAGUUUCUCCUGCACUUCUCGCGGAGCUUUGUGGAGCAACAUUUGACCUACGUGAUCCCCCUUGAAGCGCCGGGAGAGAGUAGCUCCCAGGCGAAGGGUGAAGCCAAGGUCUUGGGACAGGUGGAAGGCCUACAGCUCACAGACCUUGCUCUCAUGCUGCCCAACUUUGCCUUUUCCACUGCCCUCGCCAUUUUUCUGCAUGGCGAAAGCGGAACAAGCUCGGGAAGCAUCAAGAGCACUACCGCCGACGACCUCCUUGCGAUCUGCGUGUCGUCGCGCAAACGGGGACAUGUUAUUAACGAAGGCCACAUUCACCACCUGCUGCUGAUGCGCGCUAUUUUGCUCUUUCCCUCGUUCGUCCGGAAGCUUCUACAAAAGCUUUCUGUGAACGGUGCUCAGAAGGUUGCAGGUUCUCCAUACGCGUCCUUAAGCUGGGAGGAUCUCCUCUUUACUUCCCCGCUCUGGGAUAGUGCCAAGUUCGCGCAUCACAGGUAUUCCGAUGUCCUGACAGUCCUCGUCUCGUGCUACGUUCAAAAGACUCACGACUUGUGGCGGGCGGACGUUGUGAUCCGUUGGCUGCAUGGGUGCACAGCUCACCUACGACAUCUGUACAGCUCGUGUCCAGAAAUCAAGGAAUUUGCCCAACGCUGGUCGCAGUCCUCUUUCCUUUUCGAUGCGAAUCGCUACAACGACGUCAAAGUCUCGGAGUUUGAUAGAGUCCCAACACUUCCGGGAUUCUUGCUGGAUGCGUAUGAAGUUGCGAGGGACGGUGCUGCGCGGAAUCGCAACAGACGCGUACAAUAUGUCUCUAUGAAUUCCAGUCCAAUUAUAGUGUUUUUUGAGACGUUGCUGCCCUGGACGGAGCUCGACCGUACCGGUCUUAGAGCCGAGCCUCGGCAUGUGGUCGAUGUGGCAAGGUCAGUUUUCUCCGUUCUCUGUGAUCUGACUACUGCGACAUGGGAGGUAAUGCGAAGUCUCAGCUGCUUCGUGGGCCGCAUCUUGGUAAAAGGGAGUUCUCGAGUCCUUUCUGUGCCACGGAGUCAAGAGAAUUCCCAUGGCGGGGAGCAACCGCAUCUGACGGGUCGUUAG